AACGGCCAAAGGAUACACAUUGCACCGCAUGUGCACGUACAAAGUGUGUCCGGAUCCAUUUGCGAGGGGUCGACUGGGUCCCUUGCACCAAGCCAUUGACUGCCUCAGUGGUAGCCAUCGAAGACGUUGUAUUUCCCGACGCAGACACGGCAUUCGCGUGGUUGCCAACCCUCGCCUACGACAUGCAACUGGUACAACGCAUUAGCCAUCCAAAUCUCCUGCGAUACGUGGGCUUGACAGUGUCCGACGGGCACCGCCUUCAUGUUGUGUCAGAACACGUAGCAGGCGGGACGUUGCAAAGACUCUUGACCGAUUUUGGUCCGCUGCAUCGCGCGAUUGUGCCGCAAUAUAUUCAUGGCCUCCUUUGUGGAUUGCACCAACUGCACACUCACGAUGUCCCACACGGAGACCUGUCGAGCGCUCGCAUUUUCCUCGGACAGCAUGGACGAUUGAUCAUUGGCUGCUACUUCCCCACCAUGGCCACCAUGGACGCCCUCCACCACCACCGGGUGCUGCAAGGACUGGCAACAACGACACGGGUGGUGUCUAGUACUUCUAGUAAUACUACUAGUAGUAGUACCAAUGUCAUGGCAGAGGCCAUGGCGAGGGAUUUCAGGGGCGUGUUAUGGCUCAUGACGGAAAUGCUCGUCGGGGGGCGCGUGCGCGGCAUCGACAUCGACCCGCCACGCCUCUGCCAGUUGAUUGCAGAUUACCCCUUGGAGCAAUCGUUUUUAGCCCACGUAUUGCAGCUCGUUCCCGAUCUAUGUCGCAUGCCUGUGGAUUCUGCGUACGAAAUCGUGCUGAACCAUCCAUAUCUCGACGCUCAAGUGACGUGGCCCCAGCUAGUCUUGCAGGAAACCCCCCAGCAAGCGCGGGCUACCAAGGCGGCGCUGGAAUUGGAGCACUGUGUUGGCGUUCGCGCCGAGCUCUCCAUAGCUAUCGAUUCGUGGCUCGGGGGGUUUGAAACAGCGCAUGGCCGCCCCCCCAAGAAGAAGGAGUGGCCGCCGGACAUCGUGGAGCUGCACACGCGCCUCUCGGCGUUGAAAGUGCACAUGCAGGACCUGCACGACGCCGCUACCCACGACAAAGCCAGCAUCUUUGGCCACAACCGACACUUGCCGAGUCAAGGAGCAGUAGUAGAGGCCCAGCGAAGCACGUCAGGUGGAGGGGACACGCAACGGCAAACAAGGAGAUCGACAGCCCAAGAGUCGUUCCUGCUUCAAGCGUCAACAUCUCACCAUGUGGCCACAUCCCAUGUUAGUUGAUGGUGGUCAUUAAAUCAACACCACUUGGAGUAGCUUACUCGGUUCUACUAACGUUACACUCCAUAGUUAUUUGUCCG
Molecule: messenger RNA, 1342 nt
Organism: Aphanomyces astaci
Lineage: Eukaryota; Oomycota; Saprolegniomycetes; Saprolegniales; Verrucalvaceae
Product: serine/threonine protein kinase, variant
Exons: 9
Coding region: 183-1265 (360 amino acids)
Biological process (GO): protein phosphorylation
Molecular function (GO): protein kinase activity; ATP binding
Source: RefSeq, a predicted model, not a curated record